This is a messenger RNA of Drosophila busckii, 3381 nucleotides long. RefSeq names its product homeobox protein 5 (gene Samuel). Bases 667 to 3381 code for a protein of 904 amino acids. The transcript has 8 exons. The record is from RefSeq and is a predicted model, not a curated record. Gene Ontology annotation, molecular function: protein binding. Gene Ontology annotation, cellular component: PRC1 complex. NCBI's taxonomy places the organism in Eukaryota, Metazoa, Arthropoda, Insecta, Diptera, Drosophilidae.
AGUGCGGUUCGAUAUCGGCGUUUGUUGGGCUUGGGUUUUGCCGCAGCUUUCGGCCGAAGCUUUUUUCCACAGCUCUCUGUUCUCUAAGCGCGAGCGCGACUACGACGACGAGUGCGUUUUGCAUGAAUGUGAAUGUGAGACAAAAACAAACAAUAAUAAAUAAUAAUAAAUGUAAUUUAAACAAUUAAUCAAAACGCGGCGAUCAAUGAAACUUUAUACAAAACCAACAACCAGCAACACCAACAGCAACAACAAGUGCCAGUGCAUUAUUGUACUUAAUUUUUAUGUACAAAUAGCCCAAGUGAGCCACAGUGUUGUUGAUACCCCCAGUGUGUACAUAUAUCAGUGUAUUAGUGUGUGCGCGUGUGUGUGCGUGCGGUUUUAUCAAUUGCUCUACAUAAAAUUUUCAUUGAAGUGUUUGACAGCAACUUAUGAAGCUUCAACGAUAACUAACGGCAGUUCCACACACACAUACACAGACAGACGGGCGCAACAGUUGACGGGCAGCUUAAAACGGCGCUCUCUCUCUCGCUCUCUCGCUCUAACACCUGCUGUUGGCAAUUUCCGGAUACGCGGCGCAUAGAGGAAGCUGAAAAAAAUACAAAAAACUAAACAAAUCAAAUCGGUGCGGUGUGGUUUUGACAAUAUGUUGAGCCCCCCACCAUAAUGAAGGAAAUUGAUACCGAGACAACAGUAGUAUGGCCAGCCUGGUGUUAUUCCGGUAACACACCCACCGACAUAUUGCAGCAGAAGCCUGCGAAGGCGACAACGGCAACGCCACUUAAUCCACACAACGCCGAGCAGGAGCAGCAGUUCAAUUCGUUGCCCGCGGCGGCGGCCACCAAGCGCAAGCAUCUCGAACGCUUGGCCAGUGACUUGCGCCAGCUACAGCAGCAGCAGCAGCAAUUGCACAUCAGCAACACAGCCAAAAUGUUGAGUGAGCGCUCGCUGCUGUUGAGCGGCUACGGAUCCAUGGAUAGCCAAGCCAAGAAGCUAUGCGACGCGAGCAGCGCAGCCAACACAGCAACAGCAGCAGCAGCAGCCAACACAGCAACAGCAGCAGCAACAGCCACUGGCAGCAGCGCGGCAGCAACACCCGCAACUGCCAGCAACAGCUCCAGCUCACCUACCUCCUUCUCCUCCAAUUCGGCAUCAGCAGCGCUGGCAGCAGCCUCAUCCACAGCCGCUGCUGCUGCCGCCUACGCAGCUUUGUAUUUCGAAAAGGUGAAGCAUGAGAAGCUGUCGCCGCUGCAUAUGACGGGCGCCCAAAUCGACUCGCUCAAGGAUGCGCUGCUGGAGUCCACGGCUAUGUCAAGUUUGCACAACAACAACAACAAUAACAACAACAACAGUGCUACAUUUAGCAACAACAACAAUAGCAAUAGCAGUAACAGCAGCAGCAGCAAUAGCAAUCAGCAGCAGCAGCAGCAACAGUUGCUGAGCCUAAGCAGCAGCAAUGUGAAGCGCGAACGACUUAGUCCUGGCAGCAAUUGCAACAGCAGCAACAGCAACAAUAACAAUGGAGAGGUGAACGUUAAUACAGCAUUUGCUAGAUCUCGCAGCGCCACACCCUCCUCAACGGCCACAGCGUAUCGCGGUGGCAUCUCACCCAAUCAGACGCCACAGCAGCAGCAGCAACAGCGCCUGAGCCCGCCCAGCGGCGGCCAGCAGCAAACUCCGCACAUGCCGCUGCACAAUUUGUCUACGAAUCUGUUGAACAGCAUUCAACGCAACAGCAACAACAGCAGCAGCAGCAACAACAACAGCAGCAGCAACAAUGCAGCCAACAACAGUUCAACAGCAGCAGCAGCAGCAAGUGCAACUGCCACAGCCAGCGGAGUGGCAGCAAAUGCACAGGAUUUCACCACGCGCAACUAUUCGGACAUAAUGCGCUGCUUGGCGGCCAAAUACAAUAAUGUGCAUCCCAAUGAUCACAACGCCACACGUCGCAAUUCGCAUUAUGACAGCAGCGGCAGCAGCAGCACUGGCACUGCUGCUGGCAACGGCGGAGGCGGCGGCGUCGCUGGAGCAACUAGCAGCAGCUCAACGCCCACAGCUGGCAACGCGGAGCGCAAGUUCAAUGCGAGCAGCAACAGCAGCAGCAGCGCCGCCAGCAAUGCGGCGAGCAAGAAGCUAACACAAGCAGCAGCUACAGCAGCGCUGCCCAAGGAGACAACUGUGAGCUUGUCCAGCGCUGCAGCUGGCGUUGGCGGAGCAGGUGCAGCAACUGGAAGCGCGGAGCAAGCCAAAAGCCAAAUGGCGGCGGUGGUAGCAGCCGCAAGCGUCUCGCCAUUCAUGAGCAACUUUUUGCCGGCAAUUUUUCCGCCGCUAAUGGACAUGAGCAGCACGCAGGCGCUGCUAACGUUGGCGCGUGCUGCCAAAGAUGCCGAGAUACAGCAAAUACUGCGCGGCAAGCAAACGCAGUCGCAGUCGCAGUCGAGUCAGCAGCAGCGUCAGCGCAGCAAUUCGAAUGCCUCAUCGCCCAGUGGCAGCUCCACGGGCAUGCCACGUCCCAGUUUAAAUGCAGCGCUGCAGCAGGCGGCACAAUUUGUUACACCCGCUUUAAUCUAUUCGGUGCAACUGCAGCAGCAGCAGCAGCAGCAGCAACAAUCGCAUCACGCCUCACGCCAGUCUAGUCCACGUUCUGCCAGUGCGGAGGCAGCUGUGGCGCCCAACGUGGCUGCAACGACAGCAGCAGCAGCAGCUCCGCUAGACUUGAGCUCACAGCCGCCAGCAGCCAAGCGCUUAAAGCUGGAACCAAACACAACAGCAACAGCAACAACUGAAGCUACAGCAACAACACGUCGUCGUGGCAGCCAAACAGCCACAGGCACAACAGCAAUAGCCAACGCUGCAGCAGCAUCCCCGCCACUUAGAGAGCCACAGUCCGCAGCUGGGCAAGAGACAACGGAAGGGCAAGGCAUUGGCAACGCCAACGCAGCUGCAGCAUCGCCAGCGGGCACAGUGCGUCAGUGUCAGGCGCAGAGCGAGGAGGUUAAUUCCUGGUCUGUGGACGAUGUUUGCGCCUUUGUGGGUGGAAUUGAUAUAUGCGCCGAGUACGUACAGCAUUUUCGUGAUCAGAGCAUCGAUGGCACGGGCUUGCCGCUGCUAACCGAAGAUCAUUUGGUUAACUCGCUGGGCAUGAAGCUGGGGCCGGCACUGAAGCUGCGCUCCAUAUUGGCGAAGAAAUUGGGCGGGCCGUGUCCGUGUGUUGCGUGCGUUGCGCAGGCGCAACAAAUGCUGGCACUGCAGACGGGCGGGGCAGCAACAACUGCAACUGCUACAACUACAGCAACAACAACUACAGAAACAACAGCAGCAGCAGCAGUCGCCGCUGCAGUGACCUCCACAGUGGGGUUUUGCGCAUUGGGUCAAGCGUAA